UUUUAUUACUAUGCUAAUCACUUAUAAAAUGAUUCUUUACAAUUACACGGAAACGAUGAAUUUAGGAAAAAUAAUCGUAUUCGAAGAUUUUAUGAUAAACUUAUAAUCGUAUGCAUACACUAUACAUACGAAGUCAUAAAAGUCCGUGGUAAAAGAUUAUAUUCAAUUUACGAAACAUAGCGAUUGGUUGAUUCUAAGUAUCUAACCUAACAAAGUGAUAGCUUAAAAUCAGAGUGGCCAAUCACUCGUGUUUAGUGCAAAUUUUCUUUAUUUCUGAUGUUAUUUUGACAUAAAUAUAUUUAUUGAGCAUGUUUGUCAAUCCCAAUUUAUUAUUAAAAACAAAAAGUUGUUACACAAUUUAGCAGGCAUUUGAUGAAAACUUAUCGGACCUGACUAUUUUAAAGACGGAAUAAUUAAUAAUAAUUAUUGACAAAGUGUAUGUUUGAUUUGUAUAUAAGCGCAAUGAAUCGUGAAGAUGAUAGAAGUGAUUCAGAAGAUGAACACGAUAGAUCUAGAAGUCCGUCUGCAGAUUCUCAGAGGUCUAUUAGAAGUAGAUCAAAAUCAAACUCUGCCAGUCCUUCUCCAAGAUCUAAUCAGUCGUCUCCUACACAGCCAAGGUCACCAACUUUUGAACCUUCAAAUACAAAUUCUAGAAAAUCUUACUCUAGAUCACCCUCUCGUUCACCUGUACGAAGUCGAUCAGCUUCACCUUCUUCCAUAAAGAAUCAAAGAUCAUCUAGAUCUAGCUCAAAGUCUAUAGAAAGAAAAAGCAUUUCAAAGUCUAAAUCUCCAUCUCCAGAACCACAUGGAAAGGUUGUUCAAGGUGAACCACAAUCACCACGUUCAGUUGGAUCACCAAAAUCACCCUCAAGAUCAAGAAGUUCUUCGUUGGCAGAAUCAAGAAAAAGUUCUGAUGCAGCAUCGCGAGAACAUUCACGAUCUAGAUCUAGAUCGAGUUCGGCCGAACGGAGUAAUCCACCGUCUAAAUGUUCAUCGCCAAAAGCGAAUUCGCGAUCUUGCUCUAGAUCUCCAUCCCCAUCGGCGUGUUCUAAACCGCGUUCUCCAUCAAAUUCCCGUUCUCCUCCUGGAUCGCCAAAAGUAACCGUCAGGUCCCGUUCUCGUUCAGGUUCACCAAAAUCUCAAGCCCGAUCUCGAUCACCUUCGAUUAGCCCGAUUCGAAAAUCGCGCAGUAGAUCAAGAUCUCCCUUAAAUGAGAAAAAAGCAUCUCGUUCUCCAUCACCUACAGAGAAUCGUUCGUUAUCGCAUACUAGAAAUUCUCGAUCGCGUUCUAAAUCAAAAUCCCCGUCGUUGGAUAGAUCGAGAAAAGGUUCGCCCAAUUCUCAAAAGAGUUCAAAGUCACCUGUAUGUUCUCCGGAUAGCAAACGUAAAUCGAGAUCUCGCUCGAGAUCUGGCUCUGCAUCAGAGAAACAUUCACCUCCGGUAUCUCGCAAAGGAUCCAUAUCUAGAUCACCAUCCGCGGAACCAAAAGUUCCGUCGCACUCGAAAUCAAGAACACCAUCAGGUUCGAGACACGGUUCAAGAUCGAGAUCGCGUUCAAAAUCUGGUUCUAGAAAAUCGGUUUCAAGAUCAAAAUCAAGAUCCGUGUCAGGAUCGCGAAAGGGAUCACAGUCUCCGCAUUCAAGAAAAAGUUCUCGUUCUCGAUCAAGGUCCAGUUCCAGGUCGUCCAAGUCUAGAUCUCGGUCUCGUUCUAGCUCAAAAGCGUCUCGUUCUCGAUCGCGUUCAGGAUCACGAUCAAAAUCGAGAUCAAGAUCGCGAUCAAAAUCCAAAUCUCGUUCGGUAUCACCGGCUGUGUCGCGUUCUAAAUCACGAUCCCGUUCGCGUUCGCAUUCGCCUCCACGAUCGAGAUCAGGAUCCGCUGCUGGAUCCAGACAUUCGUCUCCGUCGAAAUCGAGAUCUAGAUCACGGUCAGUAUCAAAAUCCAGAAGAUCAAGGAGUCGUAGCGAAGAUUCUGAGAAUGCUGUUAGAAAAAGAAACAGGGUUUUAUCCGAUUCCGAAGAAGAAGGGGAUGGUAUUAAAGCAAGUAAAAAGUCGAAACACGGAAUAACAGAUUCGGAAAACGAAGGUGACGAUGAUGGAACAGGAACGAAAAAAGACCAAGCCGAGAGAGAAGAAGAAGGCGAAGAAACAGGGAACAAACAAUUUGGAGAAGGUGUUAUCAGUGAACAACAAGAAAAUGAAGAUUCUGAUGAUGGAAUCAUUACAGGAGGAGGAUUGAGUAGCAGAUAUAUUGAUGAUUCAUUAUCAGACUUUGAUCGCAUGUUGGCUCGUAAAAAAGAGGAACAAUCACGAAGACGAAAAAGAAAAGAUAUUGAUAUAAUCAACGACAAUGACGAUAUUAUAGCGCAACUUUUAUCCGAUAUGAAAACAGCAUCAGAAGAAGACAGAAAAUUAAAUCAACAAAAUAAGCCAGCUACUAAUAAAAUCGCUAUGUUACCAAAAGUAUUAUCACAACUUAAGAAACAUGAUUUACAAUUAGCCUUUUUGGAACAUAACGUAUUAGCAGUUUUAACAGAUUGGUUAGCUCCGAUGCCCGACCGAUCAUUACCCUCUUUAAAGAUUAGAGACAGUCUUUUAAAACUUUUAUGGGAAUUUCCAAGGAUCGAUCAAGGUUCUUUGAAACAGUCUGGCAUUGGCAAAGCUGUAAUGUAUCUUUACAAACAUCCAAAAGAAACUAAAGAAAAUAAAGAACGUGCAGGAAAAUUAAUUAACGAAUGGGCACGUCCGAUAUUUAAUUUAUCAGCAGACUUCAAGGCUUUAUCGAAAGAGGAAAGAAUGCAAAGAGAUUUAGAACAAACGCCUCAAAAAAGAAGAAAAAUCGAAGAAGGUGGUUCUUCUCAAAAAUCUCAAGAUAUUAAUAAAGCUUUGAAAGGGGAUGCUAAACCAUUAAGGCCUGGGGAUCCCGGCUGGGUUGGAAGAGCUAGGGUUCCUAGACCUUCCAAUAAAGAUUAUGUCAUAAGACCAGACUGGAAGUCAGAUGUCGAUAUUAGUAGGAGUACUAAAAAACAAAUGAACAGAUUUGAAAGGCACAUGAAGAAUUAUAUAGAUAAUAAGAGGAUAAAAGCAACUAGAAGGGCUGUGGAUAUAUCUAUUGAGGGUCGUAAAAUGUCUUUAUAAUGUAAGCACUUUUUAACCCAAAUGAGAAUGUUGGACUAGCAAGGAUUGUGUAAAUGUACAAACACAAAAAUCCGUAAUUUCUUUAUUAAAUUGCUUAAGUUUAAACUGUAACUGUAAUUAUCAAUAAAAGUUUAACAAAAA
Molecule: messenger RNA, 3276 nt
Organism: Osmia lignaria (orchard mason bee)
Lineage: Eukaryota; Metazoa; Arthropoda; Insecta; Hymenoptera; Megachilidae
Biological process (GO): poly(A)+ mRNA export from nucleus
Cellular component (GO): nucleus
Source: RefSeq, a predicted model, not a curated record